AUGACCAGCCGAGGGCCACCGGGGCACAGCCGGGGGGUCCCCUCUGGUCUGCAGCCUCUCAAGGCCACGGUCCCGUUCCAAAUGGCCUGCAAGCCAAGAGCAACCCGGAGAGAGGCUGGAAAGGCCAAAGAUAAUCAUCAAAGUGGCAUGAGGCGGACAGUGUCUCUGGAUGCCAUUGUUGGGCCUUACCUGCAGGGACAUUGGCCCAAAGAGGUGGAAGGACACAGCGGCUUCUGUCCUAAAGAUAAAUCCACUCAGACGCCGCACUCCUGGUCUGAGGACUGCCACAGCGCACACAGCGGCAGCCACAAGCGCUCGGCAUCGUGGGGCAGCGCCGAGCAGCUCAAAGAGAUUGCCAAACUAAAACAGCAGCUACAGCAGCGCAGCAAAGCCAGCGUCUCGGGAGGUCAUGACAAAGACCUGCACGGAGAUCCUCUCGGGAACGGUUACCGUGGCGCUGCACAGACCAAGCCCAUCCCGAUCCCCCAGGCGCCUCUGUCCUCUCUGGUGUCCAGACUCGGCUGCAGCGUGGAGGGUCUCAACCAGGAGCUGGAGGGCAUGUUUGUCUGCCCGCCGUCGCCGCUGCUGCAGAGGUUUUUGGAAGUCCCAGAUGGACAUCGUGCCCCUGUCCCGUCUCACACGUGUAGCAGUGGAUCCCAGAGCGACCAGGCCUCCACUCCCCUCUCCUCCACCUCCUCCUCACCCCUCUGCUCUCCCACUGACAUAUCCAGCUCCCCAGACACUGCGGAUGACCUGCCACAAGGACUAAUGGAGGGUACAUUAUCAAGGUCCCAGACCGAGCCGGAGCUGCCCCUGCUGAUCUCCUCCUCUCCUGGGCCCAACAAGAGUUGCUGCUUUCAGAGAGAACCUCCUGAAGGCUGUGAGAAAGUCCGAGUUUGGGAGGAGACCAGCACCGUGGAUCAGCCUGAAGCUGCUGCCAUUACCUCUUGCCCAGACCCCAACAAGGUAAACUUCACUCCUCACGGUGGAUCUGCGUUCUGCCCCGUCAGCCUGCUGAAGCCCCUGCUACCCUCCAUGGACCUGUUGUUCCGCACUCUCUCUGUGUCUCCAGCGAGUCAUUUAUCAGAGCAAUCUGCCUCCAGUGGCAACGGGUCUGCUGGAUCCACCACAGAGGCCUUUGGGCCGCGCCUGGCCUUCUGA
Molecule: messenger RNA, 1161 nt
Organism: Knipowitschia caucasica
Lineage: Eukaryota; Metazoa; Chordata; Actinopteri; Gobiiformes; Gobiidae
Source: the annotation of a GenBank genome assembly